GUCGAGGCUGUCAGCCUUGCUUGACGUAGCUUCCGUCGUCAUUCGACAUCCUACCUCCAUCCUUGGUCCACGCCUGCGCUAGACUCGCCGACCGGGCGCUCCCUAAUGCCCACCCGAUAAUAAUGCUGACGCAGCCAACGGAGACAUGGCGUCGACAUCGCAGAGCGAGGGGCUCCCCUCCAAGCCCCGGCUAGAGCCAGGCCCCUUCGUCCUGCGCACGCUGCUCCACGACGUGCCGCUGUCGGCCGACGGCGACGAGGAGGACAUCCGGAUCAACUGUGUUGACUACUGGGAGAGCAACCUGUACAUCGGAACCUCGGCCUCGGAGCUGCUCCACUUCGUCCAGAUCCCGCCUGAUCCCGCCGACAAGACCGCCACGUCCGUAUUCAUCCUCGCGUCGAGGCUGCGGCCCUUCUAUAUCGAGUCGGCCACCUUGACCGUCGCCCUGCCCGGCGUCCAGCAGAUUCUCCUCCUCCCAAGGGUCGGCAAGGCCUGUGUGCUGUGCAACUCUACCGUAACUUUCUACUCUCUCCCCGAGCUCAGCCCGGUAUACAACGAGAUCAACGUCAAAAACUGCAGCUGGAUAGGGGGUGUCGACCUCAACGAGGAGGCCCCUGGGGCAUCCACGCCCGCCGCGGCGCCCACGGUCCUGCUGUCCCUCAACAAGCGUGUCCAGGUCGUAUCGGUCGGCGAGGAAAAUGUGCGUGGCAAGAGGAACAUCGACUUUGCGGGUUCUAGGCUGUCUGUACGAAGGGACAACAUAGCCUGCGUUGCCGACUCGCACACCUACGCUCUUGUGGAUGUCGAUAGGCAACUCAAGAUCCCCCUGAUGAGUAUCUCAUCCCUGGACCACACCCAGAGCACCGACGUUAUAGGCCAGGUUCAGGAUAUUGGGGCAGGCGCGGAUAGCGGCAACGGCGGUGGUCUAACGCGGAGCUCCUCGUCCGCCACUGCGCGGUCUCCGGCCCCAGGGGGUGCUGGCCAUAAUAGGAGUACCAGCCUCGGGAACUUCAUCACCAGCGUUGCUGCGAGAGCCGAGGCAAAGCCUGCUGGUGACGCUGGACACAUCGCCCCCGAUGUACCCAGCCCUUCGAGAAGCCCUGCGCCGCCGUCAGACAGGGCACUCAGGCCCCCGCCAGCAACCGACAAGCCGCUCCCUCCAGUUGGCCCUCGUGCUGCAACUCCGACCCCAACGCCGGCGCCAGUGCUGCUGAAGCCCCUGAUCGUCUCCCCGACCGCCGACGAGUUUCUUCUCGUCACGGGCACGGGUCCCUCGGAGCCCGGGAUCGGCAUGUUUGUCAACCUCGACGGAGACCCUACGCGCCCAACACUAGAGUUUGAUAGCUAUCCUGACGAAGUUAUUGUGGACGGAGGCUCAUCCGACCUCGCGUCGUCCACACCAUCGCUGGCCCCCGAGGAGGAGGGCUAUGUGCUGGCGGCGAUGAGCAAGCAGUUCCUGGACGGUGUGCAUCACGGCCUGGAGAUUCAGCGGUGGGAUGUGAAUGUGGGCGAAAACGAGCCCGAAAAGUUCUGGCUCGAGGUCAAGGCAGCUAGAAAUGAUGCGGAAGAGAAGGAGGCAGCCGAGAAAGACGCGCCUGUGGGGACGGUGUCUUUGGGCAUCCGCUCCCUUCUCGGUAGUGACGAGUCGCUCCUGAACGAGGUUGUAGAGAGACUCCGGCAUCAGCGUUUCUCCCCAUUCUCCUCUGGCCGACAGAACCCGGGCACCAUGUCUUUGCGGAGUGUCGACUCCCGCACGGCACUGUCCAUGGAGCGUGUCUCUAAAGAGAGGGAUCUCUUCGAGCGAGACCUGGAUGCCCCCGAGGAAGAGCCCCUCCCCGAAGGUUGGGAGGCUGCGCGGGGUGCCGAGGAAGAAACAGCGGCCGCUCGACUGGCCAAGACGGUUGGGAGGCUCGCAGUAUGGGGCGAGAAGAACAUAUGGUGGGCUGUAAGGAACCCUCUGCUUCUACAGCUGGAGGCGGGCCUGGAAGCGAACGCGUUAGACGGCGACCCGGCCGCUGUUCAUGCGGCCAAGGACCGUCGCCAGCUCUUCGCUGUACUCAACACGUUCCGCGGCAGGGACCCCCGCACGGAGCUCGAGUUCAGGACCUUCAGCUACGUUAGGCAGCGGGCUGGGGUUCUCCUGUUCGCCAGCUUCCUGCGCUCCUCCGAGACUCCGUUUUCGGAGCCUGAGCUCAAGGCGCUGGAAGAUAUCAUACUCGAAGGCGGGCUGGACCCCAGGAUAGUCUUGUCCAUGGUACCCGGCCUGCGGCAUGAGAUCAUCGAGGGCCGUACCGGAAUAUGGGUGUUUGGGGGAGUCAAGGGGACCGUUGAGAGGUAUCUGUCGAGCAGCAUGUUCGAUGAAGUUGGCCAUGCUGUCAAUCUCCUGGACCCAAAGGUGCUGAGCUUUCUUCGGCGGCUGCUUGCGGCUUUCCGUCGAAGGAAGGGGUUUGGAAGCGUCCCCGACGAGCACGAGGUGUCUCGCACGGUCGACGCGUCGCUCCUGGCGGUACUGCUGGAGCUGGACCGCGACUCGCCGCUGGGACUGGCCAAGAGCAGCUCGUCGCCACGGGCCGAGAUCUACGAGCUCGUGGACCGGGGCGUGGACUGUUUUGAACGCGCCGUGGACCUGCUCGAGUCGUACAGUCGCCUAUACGUACUCAGCCGGCUGUACCAGAGCCGCAAGAUGGCGGGCGAAGUGCUCGACACGUGGCGGCGCAUCGUCGAGGGCGAGCGCGAUGACGGCGGCGAGCUCCAGGAUGGAGAGCAGCGCGUGCGCGAGUACCUAUCCAAGAUCAGCAACCAGGGCCUGGUCCGCGAGUACGGUGUCUGGCUGGCUGCGCGCAACCCCAAGCUGGGCGUGCAGGUCUUUGCCGACGACGGCGGCCGCGCGCCCAAGUUCCACCCGGCCGACGUCGUUGCUCUGCUCCGCGAGGAGGCGCCCGACGCCGUCAAGUACUACCUCGAGCACCUCGUCUUCGACAAAGGCCACACCGUCUACGUCGGCGAGCUCGUCAGCCACUACCUCGAGGUGGUCAUGACCGACCUGGAGUCGUCGGCCGCGGCGCGCACCAACGUGGCGGCCAUGUACGCGGCCUACCGCGCGCUAAGGCCGCCUAAGCCGACGUUCCGACGCUUCCUGACGGACAACGCGCCCCCCGGCGACGAGGUCUGGCACUCGCGCCUGCGCCUCCUGCAGCUGCUCGAGGGCCCCUACGAGUACGACGUCGCGGCCAUCCGGGAACGCAUCUCGGCGGGGCAGCAGCGGGUGAGCAACGGCGAGGAGGAGGAGCAUGACAGGGAGGAGGGGGAGGAGGACCUGCUCGUCCCCGAGACUGUCAUCCUGGACGGGCGCGAGGGCCGCCACGCAAACGCUCUCCGACUGCUCGUCCACGGGCUCGGCGACUACGACUCGGCCGUGUGGUAUUGCCUCCGCCAGCGGCCCGCAGCCGAGACGGACGCGGAGGAGGAGGAGGAGGAGGAGGCCGCAGACGACAGGAACCAGCAACGCCAGCCGCUGCAAGCCGCCGCCGCCGCCGACAGCAGGCAGCAAAAGGCGGCGGCGGCGGCGGCGGCGCAAGAGAGGACGACACGCGCCCUCUUUGGCGCGCUCCUGGCCGAGUUCUUGGCGCUCGGGGACGCGAGCGACCGGGUCGAGCAGACGGGCGCGCUGCUCGAGCGCUUCGGCGCCCAGUUCGACGUGCUCGAGGUCCUGCGCCUCAUCCCCGACGCCUGGGGGCUCGACGCCGCCCUCGCCGGCUUCCUCGGCAGCGCCCUCCGCCGCGUCGCCCGCGAGCGCCACGAGGCCCGCGUCGCCCGCGCCCUCAGCUCCGCCGAGAACCUGCGCGUCUGCGGCGACCUGCUCGCCCUCGUAGACGAGAAGGGUCCCACGGUCGAGGCGGCCGAGUGAG
This is a messenger RNA of Gaeumannomyces tritici R3-111a-1, 3908 nucleotides long. RefSeq lists its product as hypothetical. Gene Ontology annotation, biological process: autophagy; vesicle-mediated transport; endosomal vesicle fusion. NCBI's taxonomy places the organism in Eukaryota, Fungi, Ascomycota, Sordariomycetes, Magnaporthales, Magnaporthaceae. The transcript is spliced from 2 exons. The record is from RefSeq and is a predicted model, not a curated record. Gene Ontology annotation, cellular component: fungal-type vacuole membrane; cytoplasm. The coding region runs from base 146 to 3907 and encodes 1253 amino acids.